GCGAGUCAGUUCUCCUGUCUCAUCAUCCUCACACUUGAGUUUCAGGAGUGCAUGGCAAGGAUUCAGGGAGGAUACAUUCUCGAGAGAGUUCUUUCUUGAGUCACAUGAGAUACAGGGUGCAGAAGGUGACGUGGACGCCCGUGACGCACGGGCAGGGGUAGCGCGAGCAGUGAGAACGACGAGGAAUGGCUAGAGAGGCGCAGCUCCCUGGGUUAGGGACGGAGUUGGAGGGGGAGCUACAACAUGGAGCAAUUCGAUUGGAGGAUAUUAUUUUCGACCACGAAGACGGCGUCUCACCUGCAGAGGAUGAUGAGGGUCUUCAAGAUGAAGAAGACAAGGUCGACUAUUUUGUAAAGCUCUGCACAGUCUGUGAAGAUUGGGAAGCUGACGACGGCGUCUCGCCUGCAGAGGAUGAUGAGGGUCUUCAAGAUGAAGAAGACGUGGUCGACUAUUAUGCAAAGAUCAGCCCAGUCUGUGAAGAUUGGGAAGCUGAAAGGCUGACGAACCGUGGUGAUGCCACACGGGAUAGUGACGAGUAUAUGGGGGGGGAUGGUAAAGAAGACAGGGUCAACUAUUAUGCAAGGAUCUGCGCAGUCUGUGGAGAUUCUGAAGCCAAAAGUGUGACGAACUGUGAUGAUGCCAUGCGUGAUAGUGACGAGUACAAGGGGUGGGAUGGUGAGUGGGGGGCUGACCUUAGGUCGCCCUCUUAUCAGGUCGUGGCAGAGAGGGCUGCCAUCGGCAGUGAGUGGGAACAUGCCUUUGACGAGGCAGGAGAGUGGGAAGUGGGAUUGGGGCUAUUGGCAACGACGGCAGCAGUGGCGGUGGCGGCAAAGGCAAUGGCAACGGCAAGAGCAAAUACAGAAAUUGAUAUAGCAACGAAAUCAGCAACAACAAUAGUAACAGCAACAACUGCGAUCGAUGGGGGGGAGGAGUUGGAGCUAUUGGCAACGAUGGCAACAGCAAAAACAUUAACAACAACAAAAGCAACAACAAUCGGCGGUGGCGACCAUGGAAGCAGCGAGGCAGCGCGCGGUGACAACAACAACACCAACAACACCAACAACAUCGACGUGGACUGGGAAGUAGAUGGGGAGAUGGACCGUGAGCAGAGAAUGGCAGUCGAGGAGACGGGCGUGGAGGAGGAGGAUGACAAUAACAACAACGGGGACACCCGUCUGCAGCGGGUUGAUAGGGACCGGGCGGAUGAGUGGAAGGUGGAGCACGAGUUUAAAACAGAGGCCGUGGCUGUGGUGGAGAUCGACAAGAAGGGUGCGAAGGUGGACGACGACAACAACAACAACAACAACAACAACAACAACAACAACAACAACAACUCCAGCAACGGCAGUGAGCAGCGGCAGGGUGAAAUGGGCAACACGGGCCUGAAGAAUGACGACAGAACAAUAACGACACUAAUAACAACAACGCCUGUGAGCAGGGAUUGGGCGAAAUAGGCGGCGACGGCGCGAGGGACGACAACAACAGCAACAACGACGGUGAUAACAACAACAACGACAAUGACAACAACAACGACAAUUACAACAACAAUAACAACAACAACAACAACUACAAGACGUGGGGUUUGUCGUUGAAGGUCGCCACAACGACGGCUGGUGAGUUAAAGACAAUGAUGACAGCAGCAUUAGGGAAGUUGAGGGGAACUAGUAGCUUGGUUGGGCUGGUGAGGUGCGAUUUGAGGUUGAAGGUGAGACUUCCCGUUCCCCCCCGUUCCUACCCGGUGUUUCAUCUUGAUGAUUCGUUUUUUCCUUAUUGGCACCGGGUGGGAGUAGGAUAGAUGAACUCCCCCUUGUUUGAUCACGUCUAUUUGGUUCUCAACUCUCACGCCCUCAAGACUUAUUCACGUGGCCUCAUGAGGGGCUUGAUGAUUACGUUUUGAUCUUACAUCAUCAUCUCCACACAACAUCGAAUAGGGGAUAAAUGCUUCAUUGGCAG
Molecule: messenger RNA, 1953 nt
Organism: Chara braunii
Lineage: Eukaryota; Viridiplantae; Streptophyta; Charophyceae; Charales; Characeae
Source: the annotation of a GenBank genome assembly